Molecule: messenger RNA, 1261 nt
Organism: Durio zibethinus
Lineage: Eukaryota; Viridiplantae; Streptophyta; Magnoliopsida; Malvales; Malvaceae
Source: RefSeq, a predicted model, not a curated record
UUUAGUGAUUUUGUUCCCUCUUUCUUCUCUCUCCUUUUUCCUCUGUGUUUUCCGUCUUCUUCUAGAUUCUUCUUUUUAUUUUAUAUGUGAUUACCGUACGAUCAGAAGAAUCUAGUUUAUUCAGAAAAUCGGAGGUUUUGUUCGAUCGUGAACUGGGGAUUGUUCUUUUCGGAGGUUUUAAGGUUUUGAAUUGAUUGCAGGAGCUGUCUUAAUAAAGGUUUUGUAUCCAUUGGUAUUGGAAAUGGACAUAUUGGGAGAGGUUUAUGAUCUCAGUGACAUAAAGCAAGCUCUGCUUCAUGCUUGUUUGAAUGAAUGUGAUAAUAAAUCUGAUGUGGAAGAGUUAGUUGAACAGGGACAUCAAAGCAAACCUCGUGAAAAGUUUUUAGGCAAGUGUGCUUCAUUUCCUUCUGCUGUAUCUCCUUCUGGAGAUGAUGAUGAAAUUGAAACUGCAUUGAGGCGAAUGUUCUCAGAGGAUUCUGUGCAGUCACCUUACUCCCACGCAAUUUCUUUGCCUACUCCCAUGAAGCUAGUGUCUGCCCUUAAAGUUGGCCGUGAGAAAAGGGGAUUAGCACGGAUGAACCUGACAGUGACAUGGGCCCCUGAUGUGUAUGAUCCUCCGCCAACGUCAGUAUCGCACACAGUUAGGGGCAAAAAGCAGCAGAAGUCGAAGAAGAACAAUGACAAGAAGAAAAUUGGAAAGAGAGGGCAGAAGGGAAACAACUCCUCACGUGGUAGUGGUGGUGGUGGUAAAGACAACAAACAGUUUCGCAGAGGCUGUGGGAGUUCUGAUCGGUGUUAUAAACCAUUGCAGGUUCAGGGUAGAGUAGUCAACGCCGCUGGUGACCUUGAUGGUUUCAAUGUUGGCAGUCCAGCCCCAUAUUGUGGGAGUAGUUUUCUGAAAAAUUCACCCACUCGGGUGCACUACUCUGUGGCUUAGGCUCCAUGAGUAAAUCUCUCUCCUUUCUCAUCAUGGAGAAAGGACCUUGCUUUUUGUAGAUAAAUAAGCUCUUUUUUAUUAUGGAUAUUUGAUUUAGUGCAAUUAUCAAGUGGUCUCUCAGGCUAGGCUCAUUGGGCGCAGGUUUCUGGAUCCACUUUCUUAGUCAGUUGAAGAAGAGAGUUCACCAAGACGAAGAAAGACUUUGUUGUUUUGAUAAUGGUGUGGGAACCUGAACUGUCUUUUGCUUUGUAAAUAGAAUAUUAUUAUUAGUGCUUGAUGACAAGACUGGCGAAUGAAAUGGAGUUUUAUGCUUAUUAUUUAUCA